Molecule: messenger RNA, 2022 nt
Organism: Orussus abietinus
Lineage: Eukaryota; Metazoa; Arthropoda; Insecta; Hymenoptera; Orussidae
Gene: Myo10A
Product: unconventional myosin-XV-like
Exons: 8
Cellular component (GO): cytoskeleton
Source: RefSeq, a predicted model, not a curated record
GUGGAGCAGAAGCCCGGCCACAAGAGGGAGCACCAGGAGAACCACGUCGCGCAGAUGACCAAGUCCAUCCAAAACCAGGCGAGCCAGAACCCACCGGGGGUGCACCAGAACCAGGGCAACCACCAGACCAACCAGAACAACCGGGAGAACAACCGGGAGAACCUCUCGCCGACCAGCAGAAUCCCGAACCAUGGGAUUGUCGGUCAGACCAAUGGGAUAGGGCACCAUAAGAAGAACCAGCAAAACCAGAGCCAGAACCAGCACCACCAGGACUGGCGCCCCGAGGACGGUCCCAAGGCCCACGAAGAGGUCCUCUACGAGGCGGGGCCUGUCCUUAACGACGGGAAACACUCCCUGCUACAGUACGCGAUGUUGAACUUCCGCCAGAGCACCGAGAAGUUCGAGAUGCUGAAGACCGCCGAUGGAUCCAUCAGCGGAUCCCUGAAGGUGAUCGAGUCGCUGAAGAGCAAGAAGAAGAGCAAGAAGGGCAAGGGCCAGGUCAGCGAUGGCGCCGAGUGGACCUGGAAGGAACAAGUGGACCUCGUCAAGUACUCGGCGGUACCCAUUGAGCAGAGUCUCCUCAGGCUCGACGUGGAGCUCAGCACCCUGGCCGUCGAGUGCUUCCUCUGCCUCAUGAGGUACAUGGGGGACCAACCUCUUCCCGUGGACAUGAGCGAGGUCAACUGCGUCUACACGAUCCUCAUGCAUUGUCACGAGUACGAGCCCUUGCGGGACGAGGUCUACUGUCAGCUGAUGAAGCAGACGACGAAUAACAAGAGCCUGAACGCCGAUAGCUGCCAACGAGGGUGGCGACUCUUCAGCAUCGUCGCGGCGUACUUCACCUGCAGCGAGGGCCUCCGACCGUACCUGACGAAGUACCUGGAGACCGCAGCCUACGACAAGAGGCGCGCCUACCACGGGACCGCCACGGUGUGUCUGCAGAACCUGAGGAAGACCGUGAAAUAUGGCGGGAGGAAGAGCGUCCCCAGUGUCGAGGAGAUCAUGGCGAUCAGCGCCGGAAGGAACGCGAAGAGGCAGAUCUACCGACUCCCGGGUGGAACGGAACGAGUGAUCAACACCAAGUGCACCACCGUCGUGCAGGACGUCAUCGAGGAGAUGUGUAGCGCCAUCUCCGUGAGGAACCCGAACGAAAUGGACGAGUUCUCGCUCUACUGCAUCGUGGACGGAGACGCGUUCAACAUGCCCCUCGCCAGGGGCGAGUACGUCCUGGACGUGACGACCGAGCUGCACAAGAACCACCUGAUGUUCUGUCUGAUAUUCUGCAGGUCCGUCUGGUACUUCCCCUUGAGGCUGGACACGCCGCUCUACAUAGAGGUGGUCUUCAACCAGAUAGUGCCGGACUACUUGGAGGGUCUUCUCCUGGUGAUCCCCGGGGAGCACCUAUCUCAGGAGGUGAUCUACGACAUGGCCCAGGUCGCGGCUCUCCUCCACCGAGCAGCGGACAUGACCCACGAGCCCUCGACCAAAGACAUCAAGUACUUGCUGCCAAAGCCGGCGUUGAGUCUGAGGGACCCCAGGCCCCAGCAAUGGGCGAACAUGGUCCAGCAAGCCUGGACCAGCGUCCAGCACAUUUCCGCCGCCGGGACCAAAGCCCAAGUCCUAGAGAUCCUGUCCAAGUGGCCGCUCUUCGGGUCGAGCUUCUUCGCGGUGAAGAGGGUCCCUGAGGGCAAGGAAAAGGGAGGAGAUCACAUCCUGGCCCUGAACCGCCACGGCGUCCACUUCAUCGACCUCGUCACCCACGAGACCCUGUACCACUACCCCUACUCCGAGGUGAUAUCGACGAGGAAGGUGAAAUCCGAAGAGGGGACCCUGUAUCUGGACAUGAAGUGCGGCAACCUGAUGCAGCAGAGGAUCACCAGGUUGCAGACCGAGCAGGCCCACGAGAUAUCCCGACUAAUCCGUCAGUACAUCACGAUGGAGCAAAGGACGACGAAUGGACAGGUGACAGGAGUCGGUUUCGGCCUGAGAUAGACCGAGGAAGAUCCUUCGAUCCGAGCUCGU